AUGUCAGAAAAAUCAGAAAUACAGUUUGAAUCAACUAAUUACGAAACUAAUAUAAUAUCGACUUUGCCACAAAAUGAAAACAUCAAAGAGAAUUCUAAUAUUUCAGAAUUGAAAAAAGAAAGUAGCAAUGUGGCGGCAUUGCAAAUAUCUAUAAUGUUUACAUUAUACGAAUUUUUUGGUGUCAUUAUAAACCUUACAGGUGGUAUUAUGGGAUCACGUCUAGGUAUUCGAGUCUGCCUUGUUUCUGGCCUUUUUGUUCAGGUUAUCGGAAUAGCAAUGUUAUGCGGUCUACAAGGAUACUGGAGUUCGUGGAGUUCACUAAUAAUCAUAAUAUAUGUCACCAUUGCUCAAGGAUUUAGCGGAAUAGCGAAAGAUUUGGUCAAGUUAGCUGGCAAAUCUGUAACAAAAUUAGUGACAAAGGAUGACAGCCUUCAUCAAUCUUCAUUAUUCAAAUUAGUAGCUUGGAUAACAGGUGCAAAAAAUUCUGUAAAAGGUGCUGGAUUCUUUUGGGGUGCUCUUUUAUUACUAUAUACAGGUUAUAUUCCUGCAUUGCUGAUACUGUUGAUUAUGAAUUUAAUAAUUAUUCCUUUCGCUUUGAUUUAUAUUGAUUAUGAUUUGGCUGUAAGCAAAUCGAAGAAAAAACUGACAUUUAAAGAAAUUUUUGAUAAGGGAAGAAAUGUAAAUAUUUUAUCAUUUGCCAGAAUGUUUUUAUUUGGUUCACGUGAUCUUUGGUUUGAGGUACCUUUGCCUCUAUUUCUGAGAGGACCAGUUGGAUGGUCAUAUCUUGGCACUGGUGCACUCCUUGCUGGUUGGAUAAUAUUUUAUGGAACGAUACAAUCCAGCACUCCUCAGCUGAUUCUAAAACCGCUUGGAAUAUAUCCCGUAAAAAGUGGUCGUUUAUUAGUACCGUUCACAAUUAUAUUAUUAUUAAUAACUAUAUUUACAGCAUUAUUCCUAAAAUUUAUUACUCUUGAAACACAUUUCACACUUUUAUUGAUAAUAUUGAUAAUUGGGUUGUUCAUUUUUGCUUUUAUUUUUGCCAUUAAUUCUUCAAUCCAUUCAUUUCUCAUAUUAGCAUAUUGUCAUAGAGAUAAAGUCGCCAUGAAUGUAGGAUUUUAUUAUAUGGCAAAUGCUAUUGGAAGAUUGGUUGGAUUACUUGUGGGUGGUGUAUUAUACUAUUAUGUUGGACUGGAUGCUUGUUUGUGGGCGUCUGUGUGUGCAUUAAUCUUCUGUACAAUUGUUUCAUUUUUCCUUGGUCCCAUUCCCGAAUCUCAAGAUGAAAAAGCAGAGGCAUAA
Molecule: messenger RNA, 1296 nt
Organism: Cetraspora pellucida
Lineage: Eukaryota; Fungi; Glomeromycota; Glomeromycetes; Diversisporales; Gigasporaceae
Source: the annotation of a GenBank genome assembly